This is a messenger RNA of Annulohypoxylon maeteangense, 1834 nucleotides long. Its product is annotated as YVTN repeat-like/Quino protein amine dehydrogenase. The record is from RefSeq and is a predicted model, not a curated record. Gene Ontology annotation, molecular function: protein binding. Gene Ontology annotation, biological process: ribosomal large subunit assembly. Bases 145 to 1692 code for a protein of 515 amino acids. NCBI's taxonomy places the organism in Eukaryota, Fungi, Ascomycota, Sordariomycetes, Xylariales, Hypoxylaceae. The transcript is spliced from 6 exons. Gene Ontology annotation, cellular component: nucleolus.
CCGCGAAGUCAUAAUUCGAUUAACGAGGAAAGCUAGUCUAUUCGCCGGUUUGAAUUGAAAAUUCAGAGAAAGAAUUACAUUCUUCUAAACUUAUAUCCUAAUUACUACCCACAGAAUUAGCAUCCAAGCGAAAAUCUCCAUAUUAUGGCUACCAUAGCCCCGCCGCCCUCGAAGCGACAGAGACGCGAAGCUCUAGAGCGCACCCAGAUCCAACAAGAUGUCACACCCCCGGUUAUCGAAGCCGGCUCCUUCAAGGCGCGAUUCGUAGACAACGACGGGAACCAAUUGGCCGAUACGAUAGAAGUACCCCUAGCAGAUGCGACCGAGAAAAACGUGUCUUUGCUGCUGAAUACUUUACUAGGAAGGGAACGUGAAGAGUUUACACCCUAUCGCUUUCGCAUACAUAUACCCAACUCAGAUGUGGUUGUCGAUAACUACCCGACACCGUCGGAAUUCCUAGCAGUCCUCCGUAAACAUGGCAUCGAAAAUCCCUUCGAAACGACGAUAACCUUAGCCGCCGAGCCCCAGGCAGUAUUCAAAGUACAAGCCGUGACGCGCAUGUCAAAUAGGAUACCGGGACAUGGGGAAGCCAUCUUAACAGCGCAGUUCUCGCCCAAGACGAGCAGUCUACUAGCUACUGGGUCCGGCGAUAACACGGCGAGAAUAUGGAACACAGAUAGCGGGACGCCAAAGUACACUCUCAAAGGCCAUACGGGUUGGGUCUUGGCGCUGGCAUGGAGUCCGGAUGGGCAGAAUUUAGCUACUGGUAGUAUGGACAAGACCGUUCGGAUAUGGGACGAAUCCGGGCAAUCUUUCGGCAAGCCGUUUAAUGGUCACUCUAAAUGGAUCACGAGCAUUGCAUGGCAGCCAUUCCAUUUAUGGUGUGACGACACGCCAAAAUUAGCAAGCGCUAGCAAAGAUGCCACGAUUCGCAUAUGGAUUGUGAAUACUGGUAGGACAGAACACGUUCUCUCUGGACAUAAGGGUAGUGUUAGCUGCGUUAGAUGGGGCGGAACGGAUCUUAUCUACAGUGCCAGCCAAGAUAAGACAGUGAAGGUAUGGGACGCAGUGAGCGGGACGCUAAAACAUACGUUGUCUUCGCAUGCCCAUUGGGUGAAUCACCUUGCGCUCUCUACGGAUUUUGUGCUCCGGACAGCCUUCUAUGACCAUACAAAAAAUGUACCGGCAUCUACGGAGGAAAAGCGGGUGAAGGCGAAGGAACGGUUCGAGAAGGCGGCAAAGCAGCAAGGCAAGAUAGCUGAACGGGUCAUCUCCGCCAGUGACGACUUCACGAUGUACCUCUGGGACCCGGCUCAGGGGACGAAGCCCCUAGCACGUCUUUUAGGGCACCAGAAACAAGUGAAUCACGUUUCAUUCUCCCCAGACGGGAACCUGAUUGCUAGCGCUGGUUGGGACAAUCACAUCAAGAUAUGGGCCCGCGACGGGAAAUUUCUGACGACAUUGCGAGGACAUGUCGCACCUGUAUACCAAUGUGCUUUCUCGGCCGAUUCGCGCCUUCUCUGCUCUGGAUCGAGGGAUACUACUCUGAAAGUAUGGGAUAUGCGAUCUUUCAAACUAUCGGUUGAUUUACCCGGCCACGAAGAUGAGGUAUAUGCGUUAGAUUGGUCCUUGGAUGGCCGGCUGGUUGGGUCCGGAGGGAAAGACAAAGCCGUACGGCUCUGGCGAAAUUGAUGGAAAAAUGAUGUUUCAGAGCUGAGUCGAGAUAAGCUCAUUGUAAACUCAUUGCCGGGCUCCACCACCUUGGAAGCUGGACCGCUCUAGCCACUAGAACUGCAUAACGUUACAUACAGAUGCCCUCGUAAAUCAUUUAUUG